This is a messenger RNA of Bactrocera tryoni, 1144 nucleotides long. RefSeq lists its product as uncharacterized. The coding region runs from base 558 to 1115 and encodes 185 amino acids. NCBI's taxonomy places the organism in Eukaryota, Metazoa, Arthropoda, Insecta, Diptera, Tephritidae. The record is from RefSeq and is a predicted model, not a curated record. The transcript is spliced from 2 exons.
CAUUUCACAGCGUGAAUUCUGUGGUUCUGAGGUGAAUUCCAUACUUCAAUUCUAUAAAAUGUUCGACAUCGAACCUGCACUAUGUUUUAAGUUCACUGGGUCGACUUUUAUAUUUCGGAAUUUGGCAACUCCAUUGUAAUGAGUGUUUCGAAAAUAUCCGGAUCCAAUAGUGGAAGACAUACACGCAACAAUUAGUUGGUUGAUUGAGUUGGGCUAGAAAUUGCCCUUGCCGCUACAUACGACACAACUUUUAACACAAUUUUGAGGCAAACUUCAUUUUGAAUAUUUACAUACUUCGUUGCUUAAACAUAAGUUCAGUUGUUGAUUUACUUAUUAUAUAUGAAGUUUUAGCGGAAGCAAAAGAACAGGACCAAAAAAACAUUCGGAAAAAAAGAAAAUGGUCUAAAAUGUGGUUGCAAAAUCAAAUGAAUUUUCAAAUAACAAGCUUUUGAAGACGUUGAGAGAAACCGAGACAAAAGACUGCAAGAAUUACAUGCGCAUGAGCGAUGAUCUUCUCUUCAAAGUGAAAGUUUUUAUUGAAAAAAACGGACACAAUAAUGCGAGAAGCAAUUAGUGCAGAGAAUCGUUUGGCAAUAAGUUUAAGAUUUUUGGCUACCGGAAACUCAUCUGAAGACCAAAAAUUUUCAAAAGUAAUAUUUGCGCAAGCGGUUCUUAAAAUUGUAAUUGAGACAUACGAGGCCAUUACUAAAGUAAAAGACUCAAUUAAGCUUCCUAAAACACCUGAGCAAUGGAUGGCUGUAGCUGAUCAAUUUUAUGAGAAGUCGAUGUUUCCCAACUGUCUAGGCGCGCUCCUUGAAAAGCACAUAAAUAUUUCACGUCUUCCUAACUCCGGUUCAUUCUAUUCUAAUUAUAAAAAGACAUUCAGUAUUGUCUUGUUGGCAAUUGUUGACAGCAACUCCAACUUUUUAAUGGUAGAUGUAGGUGCAAAUGGACGAAUUUCCGAUGGAGGCGUUUUCAGAAAUUCGAAAUUUUUUAAAAAAUUAGAAAGUGGAAGUUUAUAUUUACCGGAACCACAAGCAAUGCUUGCAGACGGAUCUUCGUCCCCUUUGUAUUUGUUUAAAACCAUUUGGUCACAACAAUUUGACAGAGAAUGAAAUGCUGCUUAACAAAACUCUGAGCUCAG